AUGAAUUUUUUAUCACCGACUUUGGUUUUUAUUUUCGCUCUUAAUUCCUGGUCCUUAAAAUUUUCCAUUUCUGAGUACCCAUGGAUUAAAGCCUGUCGUGUUUGGGAGAGAGACUGCGGAAAGCCUAAUCCAAAACAUAUACAGCUAACAUACAUCAAGUUUCUGUACGGGGGUUGUACCCACAUAAUCGGGAAUUUGGUUAUAUGUGGUCUAGAGAAACUUGAAAAUGGAUCCGAUCCUGAUCUUUCUUUUCUUGAAAAGAUUGAAGAUGUGUCUGGUUAUGUGUACAUUGGUCAAAACAGCGUUAAAACGAUAUCAUUACCUUCUUUGAAAGUUAUUCGUGGCGAACCAGGAUAUCGUAUCAUGAAUACUAGUGCUGCACUUGUCAUUAAUCGAAACAGUCUUGAAAUCCUAGAUUUGCGGAGUUUGACGGCCAUUCAACGCAACGAUAUUGUGGCGCUAAAUAAUCAGUUUUUGUGCAACUUUGGUUUCACGGUUGAUUGGGUACAGAUUUUUGAAGACAACAGUAAGCAGAUGUUUAUACCUGAUAGAAAAGAAAAGACAGUUUCUCACGCCGGUUGUGAUAUUGAUCGCACCAAACAUUCCUGUCAUGGUUCCUGUCCUGUGGUAAAUGGACGAGGCUAUUGCUGGGGUCCAAAGCCUGAGAUGUGUCAAAAAAUGCUGAAAUGCGCUAACAAUCUUGAUAACUAUUGUCUUGGUGGUAGAGCGACUACACAACCGUGUCUGGAAGAAUGCUUGGGUGGAUGCGAAACUCGUCCUGGCAAUUGUAGAGCAUGCAAACAUGCGAUGAAUGAUGGCAAAUGUGUAUCACAAUGUCCUCCACCAUUGAUAGUUAGUCGAGAAGAGAGUAGAACUAUUGCGAAUCCAGAAUUCAAAUAUAACUUUCAUGACAUUUGUGUUAAAAAAUGUCCAGCACCAUUUCUGAAAUCAGACAGUUACUGCGUCAUUGAAUGUGACCUGAAUACCCAAAUUCCUGUUAAUGGAACGUGCAAGGACUGUCCAAAAUCUGGAUGUCCUGAACAUUGUAAAGAAGAAACAAUCUUUCUAAAUGGAAGUUUGAAUAUCUUACAAUCAAGUUCACUACGGAAAUUUAAAUCUUGUGUUUAUUAUACUGGUGGUUUGUAUAUAAGUAAAGAAUCUUUUCAAAAAAGUUCACUGUUUCCAGAUCCAAUAGAAGACGUCAAUGAACUCUACAAUUUGUUGAAUCUGAAAUCAAUUGUUGGGUACAUCUAUUUUGAUUUACGUGGAGCUCCAGAAGAAUUAAAAAAUUUAACAUUUCUGGAAAAUCUAGAAUCAGUUGUUUUGGAAGUGAAAAGUCAAUCGCCAGGAGCAGUGAUUACAAUUAUGAACGGAGAACAUAUCGAGUCAUUUGGUUUCAAAUCACUUACUAAUAUUGGUGGUUAUGUAUAUUUGAAGAAUAUGCCAAAAUUAUGUUAUAUUAGUGCGUUAACAAAAAUGUUACCUGUACGUAUGAUAGAUGUACAAGAUGAAGAACUUUGUGCUAAACGUGGUCACGUUUGCCACAGUGAAUGUUUACCAGAACUUGGUUGUUGGGGUGCUGAGGCUAAUAUGUGUGCUCAUUGUUGUGGUUUAAAGGCUGGUGAGUAUUGCGUGUCUCGAUGUACAGAUCAUCCUGGCUUUUAUGAACUUCCAACAUCUUUCAAUCAUUCAAUUCUGGGAAAGACCAAUAAUAAUCCUGUUUGUCGAACUUUACCCUUAACUAAAAGUGACUUGGCAAAAAUGGAUGAACAAGCAAUCAUUGCAUCCGUAGUCCCUUCAGAAACAUGUGCCAUCUGUCAUCCAGAAUGUGCUCAGACAUGUUAUGGUCCUAAUGCAAAUCAGUGUGUUGGAGAAUGUAAGCACUACCAGCAUGGUGAUACCUGCUUACCUGAAUGUCCACAAAAUACAUACGUAGAUCCACAAACCCAUUAUUGUUUACCUUGUAAUGAGUCGUGCAGUCACAUACUGACCACUGGGAAAAAUCACUUAUGUAGUGGCCCAGGGAACUUUCUUGGCUUGGGUGGUUGUGAAACAUGUUGGACAGUUAUACAAGAUAAGACAACAAACAAAUAUCAAUGUCUACCCGAUGAUUGUCCUCCCAAACACUACACAGAAUCUUAUCAAACACAAGAUUUUAUAAACAAAGAAAAUAUCAUUGUAUUUUCUCAUAAUCAAGUUAAAAAAGGUGAACUUGGGGGUAUGAUCCGUGUGUGUAAACCGUGUCAUCCAUUUUGUGAUUUAUGUACAGCAAACGGAACACAUGCAUCUAUAUGUCAUAGUUGUACUCAUUGGUGGUUUAAAUCAGAAUGUGUAGAGGUUUGUCCACCCGCGGAAACAUAUUCACUAGCGGGAUCUGAUAAAGAGUCGGACAAUGAAGAAAAUGAUUUAAUUACUCUUAGUAACAAUACCCAGUUCUCAUCAAAUCAAUUAAAAGAAUUCACUUUUCUAUCUAACGUUUCUGCCACCACUAACGCUAACAUUGAUGCCAAUCAACAAGAAUACAAAACGUCCUCACUAGCAGCUCCAGUAUUUCUAAUUAAAUUGAAACGUUCACAGCGUCGAUGUUUGCUCUGUCAUGAACAGUGUAUUCAAGGUUGUUCUGGACCUGGUCCAGAAGAUUGUGUUAAAUGUAGAAAUUAUCAAAUUAUCUUGGAUGAAGAAACGAAUAAAGGUGAUCAAUAUGCAAUCAAUUACUUUCACAACACAAAUUCAGGUUCUGGGAACUUUUCUUCUGAGUCUCAUGAACUCCAACCGAUGUUGUCCGUACGCGGGGUCCCUGAUGGAGGUACAACGCCACACAGGAAUAAUAGUUUACACCGUCAUCAUACUAUGUUAACAGAACCAAGUAUGACUAGACCUUAUUCUUCAGGAAAGCUACUUCGAGCUUUAUCUGACCAGCCUAGUGAAAGAUCUGAUCCAUUUUCCGUUGGUCAGACUGAUGAACAUACAGAAACACAACUUUUGCUACCCAUUCGAUCAAAUAAUGGUAACGCUGGAAACCAUUCUACCUGGCAAUCACGGCAGCAUGGAGUUGGAACUAGAGGUUUGUCAAAUACCUCUGAUACAAAUUUUUCAGGGCUAGGUAGAAUAUGGAAGAGAUCAAAUUUUCAUGACAAAGUCAACUCAGAUAGUAUAAGUUUGGUAAAACAACACAAGGCUCCUUUGGCUUCCCGAGAGGAUUCUUGGUUAAACGAUAUUCCUAGACAGUCAGAUCAUCCUGAAUCAAUAAGUUCUGUUGCUUUAUCUGAACCAGCUACUGCUUCUACCACUACUAAAACUUCCGAAUGGUCAGGAAUAUCACCUUCUUAUAAUAAAUCACGCAAUCAUUCCAAUUUUGGUGGUAAAAAUUUAGAAGAAAUGAGCACUAAAUUCAGCCCGCGCACACAUGACAAUUCAUCAAACAGUUUUAGAAAAAAUACUGUUUCAGACUAUCUGCUUGAGCCACCACCGCCACCGCCUGUACCACGUGGCUUACCAGAUGACUAUUUACAACCGAAGACUAAAAAUCCUUCAAAUAUAUCAAACGCAUACAGUAGUGCGCCGUCAAAAUCAAUGAAUUAUACCGAAUUGGGCCCACCGAUGGUUACCAAUGCUUCUACUACUAGAGAUGAAUACUUAAGUCCGAAUAUGCAGCCACCAGAAGAAUACUUAUCUCCAAUAUCCAGUGGAUUUAGCGUAACCAAUCCAGAGUAUUUAAUGGAAACAUACGGUCAUCCACAUCAAUACCCAGAGCCAAAUACAUUAAAACAAAGCACAAAUCCUGCUAGCGAUUCAAAUUCCCCGCUGAAAUUGCAGGAUAAAACAAACCAAAAGUAA
Schistosoma guineensis is the source of this 3837-nucleotide messenger RNA. The record is from the annotation of a GenBank genome assembly. Lineage: Eukaryota; Metazoa; Platyhelminthes; Trematoda; Strigeidida; Schistosomatidae.